Messenger RNA from Scleropages formosus (Asian bonytongue), 4780 nucleotides. RefSeq names its product A disintegrin and metalloproteinase with thrombospondin motifs 20-like. Lineage: Eukaryota; Metazoa; Chordata; Actinopteri; Osteoglossiformes; Osteoglossidae. Gene Ontology annotation, cellular component: extracellular matrix. The record is from RefSeq and is a predicted model, not a curated record. The coding region runs from base 287 to 4573 and encodes 1428 amino acids. Gene Ontology annotation, biological process: proteolysis; extracellular matrix organization. Gene Ontology annotation, molecular function: metalloendopeptidase activity. The transcript is spliced from 28 exons.
GGUGCCGCACAGAUGAAAGGCGGAGGAGAAGUUUGGCCGGAAUUUCCUUUCCGUUGGCGCCGCCUGAAUAUCCGCACUUCCAAUGGAAUGAGCUGCUUGAAGCGCGUUUUCGCGAAGGAUGCGAUGAGGCUGGUGCGCUGCGUGGGGUUUGUCCUGCAGAGAUUGUCCACACAUCUGUAUCUCUCCACCUGUCCCUGACACACCUGGAGGGGGCGGGGGGAGCUCCGCUCUCCGAGAAGCUCAGCUGUCCUGCACGCCCCGGACCGACUCUCUCUCCGCUGAGGAAAUGAUGAUGAUGCAGUUUAGCGUUUUCCUGGUGGGACUCGUGUACCACCUGUCACUUCUCGUCGCCGACUCCCUGCAGUACGAUCUGCAUCCCAAACAAGAGAGCUUCAUCCGACAGCUGUCCUCUUAUGAAAUCGUGAGCCCGCUCCGGCUCAAUGACUUCGGGGAGCCCUUUCCGCCCUCGCUGCACUUCAGCAGGAGGCGCAGGAGGAGCGCGCGCGCCGCGCUGCCCGUCCUCCGCGCGCACUACCGGAUCGACGCCUUCGGGCAGCGCUUCUACCUGAACCUGUCGGCGGACUCCGGCUUCAUCGGAGCCUCGUACACGGUGACGCACGUGGGAGCCGGACGACGCGACUCGAGUGACUCCCGCGUGCGGGACAUUUCCGACAUGAGACACUGUUUCUUCCGCGGACGCGUCAACAACAGCGGAGCCUCCGCGGCGGUGAUGAGCCUGUGCGGCGGCCUGAAUGGGAUGUUCACGACACAGAGCGGUGAUUAUUUCCUGGAGCCUCUGAUGACCGGGGAUGGCAGUGAACAGGAGGAUGAGCACAACAAGCCUCACCUGGUGUACCGGCACGAGCGGCAGAGGGGGAGCUCCAAAGGCCAGCAACCUGGACCAUUUGCAGUGACAGAGAUGUAUUUGAAGGAUCAGAUCACCCAUCAUUGCAACGGAAGUAUGAAGGAAGAAAUCAGUUCAAUACAAGGGGAAAUAGGCUCCCGUGUUUCAAGGCUGUCUUCCUCAAACCCGGGCCUCUUGCGUCGGAAGAGGUUCCUCUCCUACCCCAGAUUUGUGGAGCUGAUGGUUACUGCUGACUCCAAGAUGGUCAAGCAUCAUGGGCAUAACGUGGAGCACUACAUCCUCACAAUCAUGUCAGUAGUGGCUGCUAUCUACCGAGACCCAAGUGUUGGGAACCUGAUCAACGUGGUGCUUGUCAAGCUGGUCAUAAUCCAUGAUGAGCAGGCCGGCCCGUCUGUCAGUUCCAAUGCCGCUACUACCCUGCACAACUUUUGUUUGUGGCAACAGGCUCAGAAUGUCCAGGAUGACAGCCACCCGUCCCAUCAUGACACCGCCCUCCUUAUUACCAGGGAGGAUAUAUGCCGGACAAAGGAUAAGUGCGACACGUUGGGUCUGGCAGAGUUGGGGACGAUGUGUGACCCCCAGAGGAGCUGCUCCAUCAGCGAGGAGAAUGGACUGAGCACCUCUUUCACCAUUGCCCAUGAACUGGGGCACGUGUUUAACGUUCCUCAUGAUGACAGUCCGAAGUGCAAGGAGGCAGGGGUAAAGCAGCAGUACCACGUGAUGGCACCCAUGCUCAACUACAACACCAGCCCCUGGUCCUGGUCUAAGUGUAGCCGCAACUACAUCACGGAAUUCCUGGACACAGGGUACGGCGACUGCCUCCUGGAUGAGCCGGCGGGCAGACCCCACUCGCUCCCCCGCCAGCUUCCCGGCCAACGCUACAGUGCGACCCAGCAGUGCGAAUUCAUAUUUGGACCCGGAUCCCGAGUCUGUCCAUACAUGAAGCAGUGUAAGCGGCUGUGGUGCACUAGCGUGGAGGGGGAGCACCGAGGCUGCCGCACCCAGCACAUGCCCCUGGCAGAUGGCACCGACUGUGGCCUGACCAUGCACUGCAGACAGGGAGCGUGUGUGCACAAGGACGCGGAGGCGCAGCCCGUGCGUGGCGAGUGGGGCUCCUGGGGCCCGUACACCGCCUGCUCCCGUUCCUGUGGGGGCGGAACCAGGAGCGCGGCCAGACGCUGCGAUAGACCCGAGCCCAGGAACGGAGGGGAGUUCUGCGUGGGCAGAAGGAUGAAGUUCCGUUCGUGUAACACGGAUCCGUGCCCCCGGGGACAAAGGGGAUUUCGCGAAGAGCAGUGCGCCCAGUUUGACGGGCGCCACUUCAACAUCAACGGCCUGCCACCCGCGGUCCGCUGGGUACCCAAGUACAGCGGGAUUCUCCCGAGGGACCGCUGUAGGCUGUUCUGCCGCGUCGCUGGGACAACGGCGUACUAUCAGCUGCGGGACCGCGUUGCGGACGGGACGCCUUGCGGCAGCGACACCGACGACAUUUGCGUUCGGGGGCUCUGCAGGCAAGCGGGAUGUGACCGUGUGCUCAACUCCAAGGCCAAGAAGGACAGGUGCGGGAUCUGCGGUGGGGACGACUCCUCCUGCAGGACUCUGGUGGGCACUUUCAACAGCGCCCGGUACGGCUACAAUGUGGUGGUGCGCAUCCCUGCUGGAGCCACUAACAUCGAUGUCAGACAACGGAGCUACUCAGGGAAACCAGAGGACGACAACUACCUCGCGCUGUCGGACGGCCGGUCCGCCUUCCUUCUCAAUGGGGACUUCGUGGUGUCCAUGUUCAGACGGGACAUCAGCGUCAAGGGCACCGUCAUCGAGUACAGCGGGUCAGACGUGGCUGAGGAGCGAAUCAACUGUACCGACAGGAUCGAGGAGGAGCUUGUAGUGCAGGUGCUCUGCGUGGGGAACCUACGCAGCCCGGAGGUGCGCUACUCCUUCAGCGUCCCCCUGGAGGAGCACGAGGAGAUCUUCGUAUGGGAGCCUAGCGGGCCAUGGCAGGAGUGCAGCCACAUGUGCCAAGGUCAGCGACGGCGAGAGGUAGUAUGCGUGCGCGAGAGGGACCGUCUGCCGGCGUCCGCUCAGCGGUGCGAGCAUCUGUCUCCGCUCGACGUGAGCGCCGAGCCCUGCAACGCUCACUGCCAGCUCAGGUGGCGAGUGGUUGGCCGGAGCGAGUGCUCAGCCAAGUGUGGCCCUGGCUACCGCACCCGCGACGUCCGGUGUGUGAGGUACAGCCUAGCGGAGCGCAAGAGCGAGUUGACCGGGUCCGAGGCCUGCGCCCACCUACCCGGGCCUCCUGCCCGGGACCUGUGCCACGGAGACUGCCUGCGGGGGAGCUGGUACUACGGAGCCUGGUCCCAGUGUUCCAAGACGUGCGGACGUGGCACCAGAACCAGGAACUCGUACUGCAAGGACCACCUGGGUCGGCAGCUGCCGGAGGGAGGGUGCAGCCGCGUCGAGCGGCUGGCGGCGGAGAGCUGUGGCGAAGAGCCGUGUCCCGACUGGUUCGCUGCCGCCUGGAGCGAGUGCUCGCCCACAUGUGGGGUCGGCGUGAGGCACCGGCAGGUUCGCUGCAUUCUUGACCGAAAGAGGUUGACUGAUCAGAUGUGCGACCCUACCAGCAAACCCUCCACCGUGUGGCCCUGCCAUCUACCCGAGUGUGCGUCGUGGCAAGCCGGCCACUGGGGCGCAUGUUCUGUCACGUGCGGUUGGGGUCACCAGAUGCGGACGGUGCGCUGUGUGUCUGCGGUCCACGUUCAGACUGUCGACGACAGCGAGUGCAACGCAGCCUCCAGGCCCAGGGAUGCUCAGACCUGUGAGGUUGUCACCUGUCCCCAAACCCCACCCCCCCUCGGCACAGUACAGCCGUCUGAUUCGCAGCUCUUGCGCUUCCGGUGGCGCUAUGGCUCCUGGACCACGCCUAAUCCUGGUGUGUUGCAGUGCUCUGUGAGCUGUGGGUGGGGCCAGCAGGCUCGCUAUGUCAGCUGCAGGGAUGCCCAGGGACAGGAAGCAGAAGAGUCGUCGUGCGCACACCUGACCCGUCCCCCGCGAUCCUUGGCAUGUUUCAGGCCGUGUGGACGGUGGCAGGCAGGAGAGUGGUCCCCUUGUUCGGCAACUUGCGGAGUGGGGAGCUCCAGUCGCUCUGUGGUGUGCGUGACCUUUCGCAACCAGCCACAGGACCAUUUCUGUCCCCCAGACAAGCGGCCCGGCGCCGAACGGGAGUGCAGCACCGUGCCUUGUCCCUCCUCCGAAAGCCAGCCCCCCGGAGCCCGGGGGCACCGUGAACCCGGAGCUCAGUCAGGCCGCAGCGAGGGGAAUGUCCCGAGUCGGUGGCGGACCGGUCAAUGGGGGGCGUGCUCCGGCACCUGCGGGCUGGGAAUCCAGCGGAGGGUGGUGGUGUGUCAGGACACGGACGGUCGCGCCGUUGACUACUGCGGAGAGACGGGGAAGCCGGCGGAGACCAGGAGCUGUGACUCGGGACCCUGCCCCCACUGGAACUAUGGCCUGUGGGGAGAGUGCACUCGGACCUGCGGGGGGGGUCAGCGGUCGCGGCGUGUGGUCUGCCAGCGGCUAAGUGGGCAAAGCGUGAGUGAGCACAUGUGCGACGCGAGGGAGCGACCGGCCGACGCGGAGCCGUGUAACAGGCAGCCGUGUCCAGGUGCUCCUGCUGCUGCUUCCUGGCAAAGGAGACCGUGGGGGGCAGUAUGACAGCAGUGGCUUCCGUUCCGUCAAGUUGCCGUACCGUCACUCGCGCCACAGUAGAUGCUGCAGUGCGUCGGAGGUCCCUUGCGGUCAACCUCCGGCAAGCAGCGUCGUCAUCAAAUAGAAAGCACCGUGGAUCUGUGGGACGAGGUUAGAACGAGGUGCAGCACCUCCAUGGGCUCCGAUCGCAGUGCUGCUCACAUUAUAUCUGCU